AUUAAGCUAUUGACCUAGUCAGAUGCAAUUCUAUUUCUACGAUUUCUCAUCUUUAGUCAUUUUUGGCAAGGUAAAGAACACAGACAAGAAAACAGACAAGAAGGGUGGUAUUCAACGAUCAAGUUCACUUGCCUGUUGCAAUUGAGGUUGUCCUGUUUCGUCGUGUUUCUGUGAUAGUGUAUGUGUUUUUUUCUUUCUUCGAGCCAUCUUGUGUGACCAAUCAACAGACAAUUGAGAUGAGUUUCUUAGGUAAUGUGGUUUCGGGGGUUUUGACUCGCCUUUUCAGACGGAAGUCGAUGGCUCGUGAAUCGCUCGAGCUCAACACCAGUCAAUUAGCUCGAGUUCUCACUGUUUGGGACUUGACGGCCCUAGGAGUCGGCAGUACUCUAGGUAUUGGAAUUUACGUGUUGGCUGGAACCGUGGCCAAAACUCAAGCUGGUCCUGCUGUUAUUCUUUCAUUUUUUGUCGCUGCCAUAGCUUCGCUCUUAGCUGGAUUGUGUUUCGCCGAGUUUGGAGCUCGCGUUCCCAGUUGCGGAUCGGCUUACGUCUAUUGUUACGUCACGCUAGGCGAGGGACUGGCUUUCUUAAUGGGCUGGAAUCUGAUAUUGGAAUUCGUAUUGAGUACGAGCAGUGUAGCUCGCGGCUAUAGUGGAUACGUUGAUCAACUGUUAGGGAAUCCGAUGCGGAACUAUUUCCGAGAAAAUCUCAGCAUGGGGGUCGAGUUCUUGGCUACUUACCCAGAUCUAUUCGCAUUCGGACUAGUGCUCACCUUGACAGCCAUUUUGACUUUGGGAGUCAAGGAGUCUACCCGUUUCAACAACAUUUUCACACUCUGCAACUUGUGCAUUGUCUCCUAUGUCAUCGUCUGUGGCUGUUUUAAAGUGGAUUUUCAUAACUGGCAAAUCCGGCCGGAAGAAAUUAUAGACCCCAAUGUUCGAGAGAAAGCUGGAUCUGGCGGCUUUUUACCCUUUGGAUUCAAAGGGAUUAUUGCUGGCGCUGCGACUUGUUUCUUUGGAUUCCAAGGAUUCGAUACAAUUGCCACAGCUAGUGAAGAAGCUCAGAAUCCAAGGAAAACCAUUCCACUGGCCAUUUGCAUGUGUUUGGGAAUAGUUUUUGUCGCAUACUCUGCAAUGGCUGCUGUCUUAACGCUCAUCUGGCCUUAUUACCUUCAAGAUGUUGACACUCCGAUCCCUUACGCUUUUGAACAACUUGGAUGGCCCGUUGCCCGUUGGGUAGUGAGCAUUGGAACACUCUUUGGUCUUUCUACCAGUUUGGUUGGCGCACUAUUCCCACUGCCACGCAUCGUCUACGCUAUGGCAGAGGAUGGACUCCUGUUUAAAGCGCUUGCACGAAUUAACUUUAAAACUCUGACUCCUACGAUCGCGACCGUUGUUUCUGGAACAGCUGCAGCCUUGUUUGCCUGCCUAUUUAAUUUGCAAGAUCUAGUGGACUUGAUGGCACUUGCUACUCUGUUCGCUUUUGCCUUAGUAGCCGCCUGCAUUAUUGUUUUACGCUAUCAGCCAGAAGAGAAUAUGACAACAGCAUCUGAGAGUGGCGAAGUGACUGGACUGUUGGCCGGAGUCGUCCAGAAUCAAAUUCGUUAUGUCUCCGACUCUUCAGUUGAAAGCCAAACUAUAUUGCGGCAAUUUUUUGUCCAGCGCGGCCGCCUACCAACAGGAUCUAGUGGCAAGGCAGCUUCUUGGCUCACUGUCAUUUAUGUGCUGGUUGCAUUGGCACUUAGUUUGAGCCUUUCUUACACGGCUGACAGCCUUGUGGAGAAGGAAACGUGGGCUGUAGCUUUAGUUGGAAGUUUGACAGCUAUUUUAAUUCUAUUACUAGUGGCCAUCCACCGACUGCCACAAUCACCACAGCAGCUAGCAUUCAAAGUACCUUUAGUUCCAUUACUGCCAGCGUUGAGUAUUUUUAUCAACGCCUACCUCAUGGUUAAUAUGAGGAUGGUUACGUGGGUUCAGUAUUCAAUUUACAUGGCCAUAGGCAAGUUGAAAAGAAAAAUCAACAGUAUUUGUAUUGGACUCAAACAGUAAUUUUUCACUUCUUUUGUCUUGUCAGGCUUGUCUGUAUACAUUGUUUACGGCUGGCGGAACAGCAAGGAAGAAAAACGGAUGCAGGGGAAAUAUGAUGUUAACUAUGACGUCAAAUAAGAUCAAGAUCCCAUUGUAAAUUUGCUUUUCACCCGUGGAUUACUUCGUGAUGUUUCUGAAUCGUUUUCUUUACUUAUUUGCUCAAAAUUUCAAUCACAUCCUGAACAUGUUGCGGAAAUCACUGACUUUCAUCGAUUUUUUCUCGCUCCGCCGAAUAUCAACUCUGCGUCUGGAACACCUUUGGGAUGUUGGAAUCGACCGCGACGAUCGCGAUUGACAUUGUGCACAGCCGGGCGAUUUGCCUAUAAAACAAAUGUUGUGUUGUAACUCCUUACUCGUGUCAAAAGAUAUAUUCUGAUAAAUAAAUUGAGAACUCCCGGUUCGCUAAUCAACUUA
This is a messenger RNA of Daphnia carinata, 2498 nucleotides long. RefSeq names its product cationic amino acid transporter 2-like. The transcript has 13 exons. The record is from RefSeq and is a predicted model, not a curated record. Lineage: Eukaryota; Metazoa; Arthropoda; Branchiopoda; Diplostraca; Daphniidae. Gene Ontology annotation, cellular component: plasma membrane. The coding region runs from base 237 to 2045 and encodes 602 amino acids. Gene Ontology annotation, biological process: transmembrane transport; amino acid transport. Gene Ontology annotation, molecular function: amino acid transmembrane transporter activity.